CAGGGGGUCCUGGGGAUUGCCAGAAACUCGCAAGAUGAGCAACUCGAUGUUGGGACGUUUGGUGAUCGCUGGAAGGGGCCCCUUUCUUUAGAAGGACGAGACUCGAGCAGGAGAACCUGCCCCCCACCCCCAAAGGCGGGUGUUCCCCAAGAUCCUGGGAAGCCGCAGCCGGUGACUUUAAGAUGGGGCCUUUCAUUCAGUCCUCCAGCCUCAUCCUCAUGGCUGCCACCUCCGUGAGGGCUUUUUUUUCCCCAUAUGCAAAUUGGAGAACAUGAAAUCCAUUUAUCAAACCAGUUUUGUGUUUUUUUGGGUAAAAUGUCCUUUCAGAGAGUGGCUGCAAGCCUCGCGCCUCUUCCAUGCUUGAGUUCAGAAACAGCCCUGCCUGCCUUUGGGCACAUGGUGGUUGCACAGACAUUAGGGAUGGUAGGGCUUAACUAGUUAGUAUUGUAGUAGCUGUGAAGAUCUUUUAAGCACUGUAUUCAACUUUGGUUCUUUGUUUUAUAUGCAGGGUCAGAUCUAUUUGGAAAAUUCAUUGGACCAUCAAACUUGGUACAGUUAACUAGAAUUCCACUUUUAUGAUGGACAGGGAGGUGGCGAGUGAGAGGUGUUACAAAUGCAGUCUCUUGAGUCUUGACCACUCUAUGAGGUUGUAAAGAAGAAAAUCCCACGCUUUCUGUCAAAAUGAAGUGUGAUUUUAACUGUAACCGUGUACAUUCUGGACUUAAACUGGUAAAGCCUGAUGACAGUGGAAAACCAGGUUCUUACACUCCUGCAUAUUUGGAAGGUUCUUACAAAGACUGCAUUAAAGACUAUGAAAGGUUAUCAGAUAUCGGGUCACCCAUUGUGAGCACCAGAACUGUAGACCUUGACAAUGAGAGCAAGCCCCUACAUAACAAGGAAAAUCAACAUGUACAGCAAACAUUUAACAGCUCAAAUGAAAUAGAAGAACUGGAGACCAGUGGACCCUGUGAAGAUAGUGGCUAUUCUUCAUUUUCUCAACAAAAUGGCCUCCAUGAACAUGAACAGGGCAUCCUUCCCCUGGAGGAAAAUUUCAGUGACAGUCCACAAUUUUGCCUGCUACAGACUCAAAGCCCAUGCCAAUAUCCCAACAAAAACUUGAUGCCAGCUCUUCAUUUUGCAAAAGUGGUUUGUUCAACAUUAAAAAAGAAUACAAAACGAAAUCCUAAAAUAGAUCGAGAAAAGUUGAAGGAAUUUAUAUCCAGUGGAAAUUUUAGACUACAGAAUAUAAUUGGCAGGAAAAUGGGCCUAGAAUGUGUAGAUAUUCUCAGUGAACUCUUUGGAAGGGGACUCAGACAUCUCUUAAAAACUGUUUUAGCCCAGCUCAGUGAUAUGGACUUAAUCAAUGUGUCUAAAGUGAGCACAACUUGGAAGAAGAUUCUAGAAGAUGACAAAGGGGCAUUGCAACUGUACUAUAAAGCAAUACAAAGAGUUACUGAAAAGAACACUAAGUUUUCACUACAUGCUUCAACCAGAGAAUAUGUUACGUGCAGAACCAAAUUAGCUUCUGUUCAGGAAUCAGCCCAGACUCUCCCCAAAAAAGAUGCUCGAACAAAGUUAACCAAUCCAGUUGAUCAGAAAGGUACUACUUACAGUCGACACGAUGAAUUCUCUGAGGUUGCCAAGACUUUGAAAAACAAUGAAAGCCUCAAAGCCUGUAUUCGCUGUAAUUCACCUGCAAAAUUCGAUUGCUUUUUACAACGAGCAACCUGCAAACGAGAAGGCUGUGGAUUUGACUAUUGUACAAAGUGUCUGUGUAGUUAUCACACCAACAGAGACUGUUCGAAUGGCAAACCCCUAAAAGCCAGUUAUAAAAUGGGUCCUCUGCCUGGCACUAAAAAAAGCAAGAAGAAUUUACGGCGACUGUGAUCUCUUAUGAAAUCGAUUGUAACUAAUCAUGAAGGUUAGUUAGAAAAUGUAGGUUUUAACUUUAAAAACAAGUGUGUUUUUGCAAUUCGUUUUUAUGUUGAAGUUAAUAUUGUACAUGAGAUGGUUUCCUCAGCAAAUGGAAUACAUUACCUCUUAAGUAUUUUACAAUAUAAUGUGAAAAAGUUUACCAUUUUCAGUAUAAAUAAGAAAGUAUCACUUAAGAAAAAAAGAAAAACUAGUUGUGUGCUAUUUGUAAUGAAAAGGUAAAACAAACUCAUUAAAUUUUAUGGCAGUGGGAGACCAUACAGUUUUACCUGGACAGUGUUAAACAUAAAUUUUGCUUGCCAUCUAUAGCUUUUGAGGAUUUUAUUUACCUUGCCAAUUGAAAUAUCAACUUCUGGAGUCUGUUAAUUUAAAUGUUUUGUCGUCUUAAAACCUCUUUUCAGUGUGUACGUUUCCACCAAAAAAAGUGUUCUUUGUGAAAUCGUCCUUGUUUCCUUAUUUGUAAAGAUUGUAUAUUUUAAUAUUUUUGUACAUACACAAAUAUUUCUCUUUUUAUGUGAGUAUGUCUGUCAUGUGUACAAGUAAGAUUUUGUUCCUGUUAUGAAUAAAAUUGU
This is a messenger RNA of Talpa occidentalis (Iberian mole), 2504 nucleotides long. RefSeq names its product F-box protein 5 (gene FBXO5). Gene Ontology annotation, molecular function: protein binding. The transcript has 5 exons. Bases 682 to 1887 code for a protein of 401 amino acids. Lineage: Eukaryota; Metazoa; Chordata; Mammalia; Eulipotyphla; Talpidae. The record is from RefSeq and is a predicted model, not a curated record. Gene Ontology annotation, biological process: regulation of mitotic nuclear division; negative regulation of meiotic nuclear division. Gene Ontology annotation, cellular component: nucleus.